UUUCGGUUUAAACGUUCGCCCUUUUGCGCUUUCGUUCGUGGCGCCCAUUUUGACAUUCGCCAGCCGACGGUUGAGUGGGGUUAUAUCAAUCCGGCUUAAAAUUGCCAUAAUUGCGAGAAUUCGGCUCUUUUCUCGACGAUGGCGUUAAAUCCCCAGUACGAAGCGAUAGGAAAAGGGUUCGUCCAGCAGUACUACGCCCUUUUCGACGACCCGAACCAGAGGCCUACUUUGGCAAACAUGUACAAUAUCGAGAGCUCGUUCAUGACGUUCGAAGGCGUCCAAUUGCAGGGAUCUGUGAAAAUAAUGGAAAAAUUAACGAGUUUAUCAUUUAAAAAAAUUAAUCGAAUUAUCACAGCGGUCGACUCGCAGCCGAUGUUCGACGGCGGGGUGCUAAUCAACGUUUUAGGUAGAUUACAGACUGAUGAAGACAUGCCUCAUGCGUAUCUUCAAACUUUCGUCUUGAAACCAAUAGAAGGGAGUUUUUUUAUUCAACAUGAUAUAUUCCGACUUGUCCUUCAUGACACUAUUUAGUCAAAGAGGCAGCCGACGAAGACCCCCCGCACGCAUUUUCCCAAGUAUUCGUUUUAAAACCUUUAGGAAACUCAUUUUUUGUCCAACAUGAUAUUUUCAGAUUGGGAAUCCACGACACCGCUUAAACCACUACUUGUUUUACCAUUGCUUCAUCAUUAAAAUAAAAUAUUUUAUAAAC
Molecule: messenger RNA, 709 nt
Organism: Tribolium castaneum (red flour beetle)
Lineage: Eukaryota; Metazoa; Arthropoda; Insecta; Coleoptera; Tenebrionidae
Product: nuclear transport factor-2
Exons: 5
Coding region: 139-531 (130 amino acids)
Biological process (GO): protein import into nucleus
Cellular component (GO): nuclear pore central transport channel
Molecular function (GO): nuclear import signal receptor activity
Source: RefSeq, a predicted model, not a curated record